Messenger RNA from Elaeis guineensis (African oil palm), 1272 nucleotides. RefSeq names its product chaperonin-like RbcX protein 2, chloroplastic. NCBI's taxonomy places the organism in Eukaryota, Viridiplantae, Streptophyta, Magnoliopsida, Arecales, Arecaceae. Gene Ontology annotation, biological process: ribulose bisphosphate carboxylase complex assembly. Gene Ontology annotation, molecular function: protein folding chaperone. The record is from RefSeq and is a predicted model, not a curated record.
UCGCAUCGGACCAGUCCGAUCGGUCGCCGCCACGAAUGACGCCAAAUGAAGCCCGACGGUCAGAAAGCGUCGAGAGGCCAGGUGUUGAAUAGAUGCCGCGGAGAGGCGUCUUCUCUGUCUCCGGGUUGGUGAGGCGAUUUGGACCUCAGAAUUUUGCUUGGCGAGGGUUGAAACCCAACCCCACCUUAAAACUAGGGUCCCCAGAAGGAAGAAAGAAGCCGAAGACCAAUCAAGAGAGGAAAGUGCCCCCUUUCUCUACCCCGACUAAAUCUUGGUGCAAUCUGUUCCGACCCUCGUUGAUUGCCAAUUCUUUUCCUUCUCGUAGUAUUGUGUUCACUCCAUCGGAAUCCUAGUUAAAGAUUUGAUCUCGGGAAGCUUCUCUUUGUUAAUUGAACGAGAUGGUUGGAGCUCGGUCGAUGGCGAUCGGUUCCGUGGCCGUCGACUCCCAUCCCUCCCCUUGCCUCUGCGUCGAUGCUCUGCCCCUCUCCAAUCUCAAUUUCAGGGGAAGCGGGGACGCUCACAGGAUCACGACAUGCCGGAAGCCGUCGAGGUCGGGGCCGGGUUCUUUGGAGCUGAGCAGCUCCUUCGUGGACACCUGGCAGGGGCGGCGUCCCUCGGGGCGAUCCGGGAAGCGGCAGACCAAGAGUAAGAACAGGAGCCUUGUUGUCGUGGAUGAACUGGGCGGGCAGUAUGAAGAGGGCUUCGAGGAUGUUCAUGUGCAACUUAUCAAUUACUUCACCUACAAAGCUGCAAGGACUGUUCUUCAUCAGCUUUAUGAAAUGAACCCACCAAGCUACAUGUGGUUCUAUAAUUUUGUUGCAACCAACAAACCAAGUGAUGGUAAACGUUUUCUACGUAUUCUUGGGAAGGAGAAGCAAGACCUAGCGGAAAGAGUUAUGAUCACACGCCUUCACCUAUAUGGAAAAUGGAUCAAGAAAUGUGAUCAUGCGAAAAUGUAUCAACAAAUUUCUGAUGAGAACUUGCAGUUAAUGCGUGAACGGUUAAUGGACACCGUCAUAUGGCCAUCUGAUGACACAAACACAGAGAAGAUUGGCUGACGGCUAUGGGUGCAGCCACAAUAUUCUCAUUUUAUAUUCUAGUUGACCUCCAUAUCAGAUUCUCAGUGAUUUCCAUCAUAAAAAUUCUUAUGUAUAUAGUCUUACACAAUCAAAUAAGGAAUAUGAAUGGUGCAAUAUAUAACCAUCCUAUACCAACCAAUUUUCCUGUAGGUCUGUUUGUGUUGAGAUUUUCAAUUUAACUUGAAGUUGAUCA